AUGAAAUUAAUAAUUUGUGUAUUUAUUUUAUUUAUUUCUCAUUGCUUGGGGAAACAACUGUCCAACCAAUAUGUUAAUUUACAAGUUUUCAGUGAUUCUCAAUGUCAAAAUAGCUCAGACUAUGGUGUAGGUUAUUCCAUUACAACCGAUUAUUGUGUCUCCAUUGAUGACUAUCGAAGUUAUGUUUUUACAGCUGAUAAAAACAAAGUUUCAUGGAAUAUGUAUGUUAACAAUUUCAAAGAUCAAUGCUCUAUUCAAGUUGGGCUUCAAGAAACUUUCGAAAUUAACUCUUGCAUUCCAUCCUCGGAAAUAUUUUUUGAUGGCACCGUUGUAGCAAACAAACAGAGAUUUUACCUCAAAUUAACAACAAGCUCUACUCCUUAUAUACCAAUUAGCUCAGGAUCUAUUGUUAAAACAUUCAUGGGUAACUAUACUUGUGACUCUGAUAAUAUUUUAAUCGUCCAAUAUUUUAUUAGUGGCACCACAUUCGCCAAAUUGUCUCAAGGCUAUUUAACCUACUAUUGUGAUAUUAAUAAAAAGCCAUAUUCUGUUAACUGUCAAAGAAAUGGUCAAUGCUCCCAACCAGAAUCAUUAAGCUCAAAUUGUAACUUAAUCUCCCAAUUCUAUAAUGCUACCUCUGACUCUAGUCCCCAAUCUGACUCUGACUCCUCAACACCAUACACUACAACCUAUAGCUCCACAUCAAACAGUUUCCCUACAGGCCAAAGUUGUGAGUCUGGAUCUUGCAACCCAUCUGGUGUUAUUACCAGUGCCAGUUGCGAAUCUGGGUCUUGCAACCCAACAGGUGUUUAUACUAGCGCCAGUUGCGAAUCUGGGUCUUGCAACCCAACAGGUGUUAUUACCAGUGCCAGUUGCGAAUCUGGGUCUUGCAACCCAACAGGUGUUUAUACUAGUGCCAGUUGCGAAUCUGGAUCUUGCAACCCAACAGGUGUUUAUACUGGUGCCAGUUGCGAAUCUGGAUCUUGCUCAGUUACCGCUAAUCCAAGCUCUGGAACAUCAUCCUCCACAUCAAGAUAUACAAAUGACUUUGAAUCUAAAGGUGGUAGAAAAGAUACAAACAGCCCAAUUAUAAUACAUGAAAACACAAAACAACAUCUACAAAAACCACAACAACCAAAAUACGUUAGAACCGAGUUCCACUCAUCAACCUACUGUAUCUAA
Dictyostelium purpureum is the source of this 1182-nucleotide messenger RNA. RefSeq lists its product as uncharacterized. The record is from RefSeq and is a predicted model, not a curated record. NCBI's taxonomy places the organism in Eukaryota, Evosea, Eumycetozoa, Dictyosteliales, Dictyosteliaceae. The coding region runs from base 1 to 1182 and encodes 393 amino acids. The transcript has a single exon.